AUGAAUUAAAACAAUGAUGUUUCUAUCAAAUGUCCAAAUCCAGAGCAUGGAGAUGAUGUAAAGCUCGUAUGUUUUAAUGAAUCUUGUAAAGCAAAUAGAUUAUAGUGCAUCUAAUGUAUAAGAAAUGACACUCAUGCUUCCCAUCCUUAACAUUAAUAAGAAAUACCAUUGUUAUUUGAGCACAUUUAAAGAAUUGAAAAAGAAAGUUAAGAUUUAAUUAAUACUUUGAAUAAAUAAAUGGAUUUGGCUAAUCAAUAAUUUUAGUAAUUGAUUGUUGGAAUUAAAUCUAAAUAUCAGAAAUCUAAACAGUAAUUCCUAAACUUAAAUAAUAAAUUAAUGAAUUGCUUCUUAUCAGAUAGUUUACAAUUCAAAUCAUUUGAGUAACUAGUCUAAAUAAUCUAAAAAUCCCUUAAGGAUUUCAAAGAUUAAAUGAAAAAAUUAUUAUCUGAUUUUAAGUUAUCUGAAUUAGAUUAGUAAGAAGUAUUUAAUUAAGACAUUAAUAAAUCGGAAGAAUUAUAUUAAAAAGGUAAAAUAUCUAUAAAGUUAGGCUUUAAACUAUAUUUGGAUGAUGAUAACUAUGAAGAGGCGAUUAAAGUAUUUGAUGAAUCAUUAACUUUUAAUUCAAAACAUAAAUUAGCAUUAUGGUGCAAAUGUAUAAAUAUAUUUUAAUGAAUUAGCGGAGUGUUUAAAGAUGAUAGGUAAAUAUAAUGAAGCAAUCGAUUGGGCGGAUAAAGCUUUGGAAAUAGAUCCAAAUCAUUGUUAUUCACUUUAUUGCAAAGGUAUGAUUAUUAUAUAAUGAAUUAGCGGAGAGUCUAAAGAUGCUUGAUUAAUAUAAUGAAGCAAUCAUUUGGGCAGAUAAAGCAUUGUAAGUAGAUCCAUAGCAUUGUUAUUCACUAUAUUGCAAAGGUAUGAUUAUUAUAUAAUGAAUUAGCGGAGAGUUUAAAGAUGCUUGCUUAAUAUAAUGAAGCAAUCAUUUGGGCAGAUAAAGCAUUACAAGUAAAUCCAAAUCAUUGCUAUUCAUUAUGGUGCAAAGGUCUGAUUAUUAUAUAAUGUUUUAGCGGAGAGUUUAAAGAUGCUAGGUAAAUAUAAUGAAGCAAUCGAUUGGGCAGAUAAAGCUUUGGAAAUAGAUCCAACAAAUUGUUAUUCAUUACAUUGCAAAGGUAUGAUUAUUAUAUAAUGAAUUAGCUGAGAGUCUAAGAAUGCUUGGCUAAUAUAAUGAGUCAAUCAUUUGGAUAGAUAAAGCAUUGUAAGUAGAUCCAUAGCAUUGUUAUUCAUUAUAUUGUAAAGGUACCAUUAUUGGAUAAUGUGUUAGCGAGAAGUUUAAGAAUGCUUGGCUAAUAUAAUGAGGCAAUUAUUUGGGUAGAUAAAGCAUUGUAAGUAGAUCCAAAUCACAUUAAUUCAUUAAAUUGCAAAGGUAAGACUAUUAAUUUAAGUGUUAGUGGACACUUUAAUGCUUUUUGGUUAAUAUAAAGAUGCUAUCAUUUAGGCAGAUAAAAUGUUAUUAGUAGAUCCAAAUAACAUUAAUUCAUUUCAUUGCAAAGGUAUGAUCAUUAUUAGAAAAUGUAUUAGCGCAGAGUUUAAGGAUGCUUGAAGAAUAUAAUGAGGCAAUCAUUUGGGCAGAUAAAGCAUUAUAAGUAGAUCCAAAGCAUUGUAAUUCAUUAUGGUGCAAAGGCACAAUAUUUAUUUAAUAUGUUAGCUGAUAGUUUAAGAUUGCUUGGCUAAUAUGAUGAAGCAAUAAUUUUGGCAGAUUAAGUACUGUAAAUAGAUCCAACACAUUGCCAUUCAAUAUAUUGCAAAGGUAUGAUUGUUAUUUUAUAUGUUAGCUGAUAGUUUAAUGUUGCUUGGCUAAUAUGAUGAAGCAAUCAUUUUGGCAGAUUAAGCACUGUUAAUAGAUCCACAUCAUUUUUAUUCAUUAUCCACUAAAAGUACUAAUUAUUUGUAAUUCGAAGGUGACUCAUUAAGAUAAUUGUAAAGAUUAGAAGAAGCUAUGGAAGUAAUAGAUUUAUCUCUACAAAUUAAUCCAAAUCAUUAUUCUUCCUUAUUGGUAAAAGGUUGAUAUCUUUUUCUAGUUGAUAGGUUAAUGUUUACAAUAAUAGAAUUAAUAUGAAGAAGCUUUAAUAUUUUAUGACUUAGCUUUAAAUUUAAACCAAAAUAAAUAAUGGGCUUUAAUAAAAAAAGGUAACCAAUAUAAAAUAUUCAGAUGAGUGUUUAAAAGCUUUAAACUAGCAAUGA
Molecule: messenger RNA, 2232 nt
Organism: Paramecium primaurelia
Lineage: Eukaryota; Ciliophora; Oligohymenophorea; Peniculida; Parameciidae
Source: the annotation of a GenBank genome assembly